Molecule: messenger RNA, 403 nt
Organism: Pollicipes pollicipes
Lineage: Eukaryota; Metazoa; Arthropoda; Thecostraca; Pollicipedomorpha; Pollicipedidae
Product: ubiquitin carboxyl-terminal hydrolase 34
Source: RefSeq, a predicted model, not a curated record
CCUGUCUUCGGAUAAGCAUCGGCGGGGAAGGAGGCUGAACUGCUGCAUGAGCUCCUGUUGAAGACAACAACAGCUCAAGGGUUGUGCUGAGCUGUUGUGUGAUGCAGUUAGUGACUGUCAUCAUGUGAUGUCAGUUGGUGCUGCUGGAAGUGGUGCUCAGUGCAGGAUUAUUUGAUGUCCAUGUGUUGCACCAACUCAGGGGAUGGGACCUUCUGAAGAAAAUUGUCCUCCCAACCAGCUGAAGCACAAUGGAGUCGGUCUGUGAAGUCUGCUCAGCAAUAAAAAGCCUCAAUGAAUCUUACAAUGAAAAGCUCUCUACCAAAAACUUCCCAACUACAAAGCCAUGUAUAUCAAGCACUGAUGUGGCAACCAUCAACAACUUCAUCAAUAACCUAAACCAUCG